Paramisgurnus dabryanus is the source of this 2224-nucleotide messenger RNA. NCBI's taxonomy places the organism in Eukaryota, Metazoa, Chordata, Actinopteri, Cypriniformes, Cobitidae. The record is from RefSeq and is a predicted model, not a curated record.
UCAAAAGCGACCGUCAGUAGAUGACGUCAUCCGCGUGCGACAAAACGACAGCGCUUUCUUUGGUAGCAUGUUGUGCUAACCUACUGUUCGAAAGAGCAGAUUUGUUUCGUUUAAAGUAUUUUCUGUUGGAAAGAAGAUUAAAAUGUCUUUAUAUGACGAUUUGGGAGUCGCAACCAGCGACACAAAAACAGAAGGAUGGUCGAAAAACUUUAAACUGCUUCAGUCUCAGCUGAAAGUGAAGAAAGCUGCGCUUACACAAGCAAAGACUCAGAGGACGAGGCAGUCUAAUGUUUUGGCCCCAGUUAUUGAUCUGAAGAGAGGAGGUACAGCAGAUGACAGACAGAUCUCUGAUACACCUCCACACAUCGCUGCUGGAAUGAAGGACUCUGUGUCAGGUGGAUUUUCCUCUGGUGAUGUGCUGAUCCCUUUGGCUGAUGAGUACGAUCCCAUGUUCCCUAAUGAUUAUGAGAAAGUAAUGAAGAGACAUCGUGAGGAACGCCAGAAGCAGAGAGAACAGGAGCGACAGAAAGAGAUCGAGGAGAGAGAGAAGAAACGUAAAGAGAGACAUGAAGGAGGUGGUGGUGGAGCCCCCAGUGGAUUUUCACGUUUCCCGACAGAGGGCGAUUCGGAUGAGGAUGAAGAGUAUGAAAAAGAAAAGAGGAAGAGGAGUAUGACUGGAGCUGCCAUCGCCCCUCCCUCAUCCCUGAUGGAGCGAGACUCAUCGUUUACGUAUGAGGAUGAUGGUCGUCAACGGACGAAAGCAGCGAUACCGCCACCUGUGUUUGAGGAUUCUGACAGACCUCGAUCUCCCCCAGGACCAACCAAUUCAUUUUUGGCCAAUAUGGGUGGUACAGUGGCGCAUAAAAUCAUGCAGAAGUAUGGAUUCCGGGAAGGGCAGGGCCUGGGGAAACAUGAGCAAGGUUUGAGCACAGCGCUCUCAGUGGAAAAAACCAGCAAGCGAGGGGGCAAGAUUAUUAUUGGAGACUCAACAGAAAAGAAGUCAGAAUCAAGUCAGAAUGUGGUUGAUCCACACGGCUCUAAUUCAGGGGCAUCAGCGGAUGCCUCAAAGAAGAACGAAGCCAACCCUCUAACAGAGAUACUCAAAUGUCCUACGAAAGUGGUGUUGCUGCGUAACAUGGUUGGAAGAGGAGAGGUGGAUGAAGAUCUGGAAGGCGAGACUAAAGAAGAGUGUGAGAAAUAUGGCAAAGUUGUCAAGUGUGUCAUCUUUGAGAUCUCCGGUGUGCCCGACGAAGAUGCCGUCCGCAUUUUCCUGGAGUUUGAGCGGGUCGAGUCGGCCAUUAAAGCUGUUGUGGAUCUGAAUGGGAGGUACUUUGGAGGUCGGGUGGUGAAGGCCUGCUUUUAUAACUUGGAUAGGUUCCGUGUUUUAGAUUUAGGUGAUCAAGUGUGAGUUAGAAAUUCAGACCAACACUACCAGGAAAGAAACAUCAGGAGGAAACUGUCUGUAUAUAGCACGAAUAAUUUUAUACACCUUUGUUAAACAUUAUCUUGUGUACCUUGACCCAUGAUAUGCAUUUGUAAUACGGAUUUCAUUUGUUGGUCUCCGUGCAGAUCUUUAGUGAAUUGAUUUGUUUCUCAUGUUGUUUAAUAGUAGCUCAACUUGUCCUUGUGAAUAUGAUGUACUGUGAUGAAAGAAGCCCAAAAUAUAACAUGCUUUUAGGAGUUGAAUUCCUUUUUGUCAGUAUUGAAAUCCUUUAUCCCACUUUAAUGCAAAGACAGCUGUGCAGUAAAUACGCAUCUGUAGGUUAACUUCUUAAAGAGCGCUUUAUGAGUGACCCAUGUUAUCUUUUGCCUUUAACCAAUGCCGAGUAGAUCUGCUUGCGUUGGUGCAGUCCUGGUUUAUUUUGAAACCAAACCACAUUAAUGGUGAUUACUAUGGCAAGCAUUACUGUUGUUUUUGCUCAUAGUGAAGGAAUUUGAACAAAACCCCCUAAUUUUAACUGCUUUGAUGAAAACCUCAUAAACUUACAAUGAAUCAAGGGAGGGAUACUAAGCUGUAACUUUGAAGUAUGAUACCGGUAAGCGAACACCCAUUGAACCACCGAAUAAACACAUAUCAACUGCAUAGCUAAUACCAUAUUCUCUCAUAUAGUUAUUACACAAGUGUACUAAAAGCAAUGGUUUUGAAUGGGGUGAUGGUGAUAAUGAGUGAGUCCUGGUUCAUAAUUUAUAUAAUCAGACAUCUCCCUUUGUGACUUUAUAAAGU